CUGGACUGGACAGGUGUUGUUGUGGUGGUGAUGGUGUUCAGACACAGUACAGUGUAGCGGCCUUAACUGCGCCACCACACGCCACCACAGUGUUCCUCAACACAGUCUUGCUGUGCUGUGAGACCUUCACUUAUAUUAAGUCACUGACUACACAAUGUUCAUGGUAGAGAGACUGCUGAAGUUAUCUGGCAGUAAAUAUGGUCUUUGUAGACUCUUUAUUACACCAGAAACAACUUCCUGGACGUCAAAAUGCCGGCAUAUCAGCACCUCGCAUAUUUCAGACGCUACACGCAAUCGAGUAUCCUCUAAAGGUCAGCUUCAUCAGCCACAGAAGCCAUUGCAGCAGCUUGUGAUGGCAGAUGCACACUACAUUCAGAAACAAAAAAAGGAGAUUCUACAAUUAUUUCCCAAUGUCAAGUCAACUGUGAAGAACAUGUUUCAAAAUUUAUCAAGCAACCUUAACUCAAAAUACAGGUAAAGUAGUGUGGUUGGGGAUU
Cherax quadricarinatus is the source of this 497-nucleotide messenger RNA. NCBI's taxonomy places the organism in Eukaryota, Metazoa, Arthropoda, Malacostraca, Decapoda, Parastacidae. The record is from RefSeq and is a predicted model, not a curated record.